Messenger RNA from Hansenula ciferrii, 720 nucleotides. RefSeq lists its product as uncharacterized. The transcript has a single exon. The record is from RefSeq and is a predicted model, not a curated record. The coding region runs from base 1 to 720 and encodes 239 amino acids. Lineage: Eukaryota; Fungi; Ascomycota; Saccharomycetes; Phaffomycetales; Wickerhamomycetaceae. Gene Ontology annotation, cellular component: lipid droplet; ascospore wall; prospore membrane.
AUGGUUUCACAAAUUGCUUCAGAUCAAUUAUUAUAUCAAACUCCUCAACAAUUAUUAUUUGAUGCUGUUUUAUCUAAAAGAGGAUUUGAUGAUGUUGUGGUUAGAGGUAAAUUAUUUAGAUCUGUUAAAGUUCCAUUAUUAACUCAAAUUGAAAGAUGGUUAUUAGAUCUACCACAUAAUUCAAUUGAAUAUCCAUUAUGGAUGAUUAGUGCUCUGUUAUCAAUUAUUUUCACAUUUGUUCCACUUGUUGGUCCAAUUGUCUUAGUUUUCGUUAAUGCUCCAAAUAGAGGUUAUAAUUUCCAUAGUAGAUAUUAUGAAUUGAAAGGAAUUGAUACAAGACAAAGACUUGGUUUUUAUUCAUCAAGAAGAUUAGAAUAUUUUACCUUUGGUAUAAUGACUGGUGUUUUACAACAAAUUCCAUUUAUUUCAACUUUUUUCGUCUUUACAAGUGUUACAGGUGCUGCUUUAUGGGCUGCUGAAUUCGAAAAUCAAUUUGCUAAAAGAAGACAAGGAUUAGGAUUGAAUGAUGUCAAGUAUAAUCAAAGAAGAGAUGCUAUAAUAAUGGGUCCUUUUUUCGAAUUUGCUUCGCGUGGUGGGCUUCCGUCAUUAGAUGAAGAAGCUGAAAGACGUAUAGCUGCUGGUGAACUGUAUAGAAGUAUAAUUGCAUUUGGACAACCAGCGGCAAUACCUGUGGGUACAACUACUAGUGCCAUGCACUAA